UUAAACUCCCAUAGAGCAAAAAAAACCCAAAAUUACAUCAAAUCAACCGCUUUUCGCCGUCUAGGUUUCCGAGCUGAAUCUGGUUUCGAUCCCGGCGAAUUCUCGUUCCCCGAAUCCUCAAUUCCUCCGAAAUUUCCGGCGACCAUGAGCGCUUCUCCCGUGACCGGCGACCCGCAGAGCAACCCGGACACGGUCUCGACAUCGAUCGUCGAGACGGUGAACGGGUCGCACCAGUUCACGAUCAAGGGUUACUCGCUCGCGAAGGGCAUGGGACCAGGGAAGUAUAUACAGAGCGACGUAUUCGUCAUCGGCGGCUACGACUGGGCGAUCUACUUCUAUCCCGACGGGAAGAACCCGGAGGACAGUUCCGUGUACGUGUCGGUGUUCAUCGCUCUGGCGAGUGAGUCUAAUGACGUUAGGGCUUUGUUCGAGCUCUCGCUUGUGGAUCAGAGCGGGAAAGGGAAGCACAAGGUGCACAGUCACUUCGAUCGGGCGCUCGAAGGAGGGCCUUAUACGCUCAAGUAUAAGGGGAGCAUGUGGGGGUACAAGCGGUUCUUCAGAAGGACAACCUUAGAAGCCUCUGAUUUCUUGAAGGAUGACUGUCUUGUAAUCAAUUGUACUGUUGGAGUUGUUAGAACUCGUCUUGAGGGACCAAAGCAGUAUCACAUUCCCUUACCCCCAUCAAAUAUGGGUCAGGGAUUGAAAGACUUGUUAGAUUCUGAAGUUGGUUGUGAUAUAGCUUUCCAAGUGAGAGAGGAAACAUAUAAAGCGCAUAAACUGAUUCUUGCGGCACGCUCACCGGUUUUUAGAGCUCAGUUCUUUGGAUUAGUUGGAGAUAACAGUGUGGAUAGAAUAGUAAUAGAUGACAUUGAGCCUUCAAUCUUCAAGGCAAUGCUCAACUUCAUCUACACUGAUGAACUUCCUGAUGUGAAUGAGAUUACGGGCUCAGUUUCUCCCAGUUCAUUCACGAACAUGGUACAGCAUCUUUUGGCAGCUGCUGACCUAUAUGAUUUGGGGAGACUGAAGAUAUUAUGUGAAGCAGUGUUAUGUGAGCAUCUCAAUGUAGAUAAUGUGGCAACAACACUUGCACUGGCUGAACAACACCAGUUUUCGCAGCUCAAAACCUUUUGCUUGAAGUUCGCUGCAUCAUCAACAAACUUGGGAGCUGUUAUGCAGUCCGAGGGGUUCAAGCACUUGGAAGAGUGUUGUCCGUCCUUAUUAUCUGAGUUGUUGAAAGCGUAUGCAGCAGGUGAUGAUGGUUCGAACGGGCAGUUAAGCAAGAAAAGAAGUGGGAGCAGUGUGAUGGGAUGUGAUCUGACUCUUGGGACAGUUAUAUCGGAAGCACUGAAUCCAAAUACGAGACGAGUGAGACGGAGAAAUUAGGACAGUGAAACCUGGCUACGUGUCGCAACAAAAUGAUAAAAUACUCGCUGUAGCAAUG
Molecule: messenger RNA, 1441 nt
Organism: Tarenaya hassleriana
Lineage: Eukaryota; Viridiplantae; Streptophyta; Magnoliopsida; Brassicales; Cleomaceae
Product: BTB/POZ and MATH domain-containing protein 3
Exons: 4
Coding region: 145-1383 (412 amino acids)
Biological process (GO): protein ubiquitination
Molecular function (GO): protein binding
Source: RefSeq, a predicted model, not a curated record